AUGGAGGGCGUGGAGGAUGUUCAGGUUGUCAUUCCCGACUUGGAGGAAGAUGACGGACCGUUUCAGGGUCUUGACAUCCCACUAUCGCAUGGGUUUCACAGCCCUAGCGGCUCACAGGCUGAGCCUGCAUGGCCAGGGUCCUCAGACGAACCACUACUACUGGGACCUGCGUCUGGAGCAGGAGGCGCUCCUGCCACGGCACCUUCCAAAUCGCGCGCUGGUCGUUUGCGCCACUUUCGGUCAGGCUCACUCUCCACAGAUGAAGUAGCCUCCAUCUCGACCAAGAGCUCGUUUAGGUUUGGCUCGUCACUGACGAAUGCAUUCUCGGGCAUUGACUACUUUCAAACGCCGAAUCGUAACAGUGACCGCUCUGAUGGUCUGCACAACUUUUCGUUCCCUGUAAAGAAAUCGUCGUUUGCGAGUCUGCGUGCAGCUAUCAAGGGACAGUCAUCAGCACCCUCUACGAAGGAUUCCAGCGAUUUGAUUUCGUCACCAAAUGGACCGCUGCUCGAUGCAGAUGCACAGUCGCUGGGGUCGAAGCGUAUGGGUCGUUCGUUCCCUCUAGCGAGCGACAUAUCUGCUGUUUCCUCAGGUCUUGCGAAUGUUACGGGCAUGCAGCGGCCAUCGCGAUGGCAUUUCAAGUCGAACAGCCAAGCGUCAACAUCGCAGGAUAGCGGCAGUAUACCUAUGUCUCACAGUCCGAGUCGUGUAAUGCGUGCAAAACACGCUCAUUGUGGUUCACAGCUCUCGGAGAACUCCGUUGAUGGCGUGCUUGCUUCGCCGUCAGAAGGCAGCGUCGUCGCUACUGGCAACGAUGGUCUUUCGUCGCCUGUGGGGCUCGGUCCCAUGGAUGAUGUAGAUCCACUCAGCAGGCUCUCCCCCAUCUGCGACAUCCCUCCCACUGUAUCGCCGGUGGCAUUUGCGAUGCGUCAGAUCCUGCACCGGUUUCAGGCGCUUGCCGAUGAUGCGUUGCAUUUGGUUCUGACGACGCCUCUUGACUGUGAUGCGCUUUUGAUCAUGUUCCCUUCUGCUGCCCACCAUGCAGCUUGGGAUGAUGUGUGGAACUCACUCGCGUCCAUGGCCCAGCAUGACCGGCAGUUGACGACAAACUCACUUCUCGCUUGGCGUUUAGAUGCACUGGAUCAGCCGCUAAUGCUGCGUCCGGCGCGCCGUCGCCCAAGCGAUACACUCUCGGUGUCGUCGAGCUCCAGUAAUAGUCAUGCAGGUGACUUGCUUCGUCGGCGCCGUGCGUUAGCGGCGACCUAUUUGACAUGUCGCGCACUUCUUGGCACCAUACCGCCAGGGACAAACGACCGCAUGGGUGCUGACAUGGAUGAAGAUGAUCCGGCUAUGGACGAAUUCGUCACGACCGUGUUUCAAUUCCUGCAUCUAUGCUCGCUCGAUCGCGAGAGCGAGCGAGGCGCCCAGGUCAAGUUGCACGUGUCGCUGCAGCAGCAGUGCUUCGAUAUGGUCGCUCGUUUGAUCGGCGAGCUCUCCCGACAGUGUCUGCCUGCGCUUGGCGACCAGUUCGUGUCCAUCUUGCAUCAGUCCAGUGCCGUCGCCGUAUCGCGAGACAAUGAGCUACUGACCGAGGCCGCUGUGCUUGGGAUGCGGUACUUGCGCAUCACCAUAUACCCUAUGGACGUGUUUGAAGCUGGCGCCCAAUUCGUGGGCAUCCUAGCGCGCUUCUUUGCACAUUCGCACGGCUACCGAAUCAAACGCGCCUUUGCACGUGUCUUGCACACCAUCAUCGAGCCCGUUGCCCGGACCGCAUCGGCAGAGCUCCACCACCCCGCAUGGGUUCAAGCUAUGAGCACACUUAUGCCCAAGGCUCAGGCCAUGGCAUGCCGCUCGCGGUACUGCAGUGUUGCAUUCCCGCUUUGGACGGCAGCUUUGUGUGCGUCGCCCCCAGAUGUGCUUUUGGAGCGCUGGUAUGCGUGCAUCGAGGCUGGAUGGUCGCGACUAAAAGAGCGGCCGAAAGAUGCCGAGCUGCGCCUGAUCAUUUACACAUGUGCAUCGCAGCUGUUUUGGGCGUAUCUGUUUCGCUGCCAUGAGGGGACAAAUCCAACGCAUCGUCGUCUUGAUGCCUUCUUCCAUCUUUGCCUUCCCGCCGUACGCUCGUCCGUGUCGCCCCUGGAUGUCUGUAUGGAGCCAUGUGUCGACAUUCUCAGCGCUGCGCUUUUGCGCCAGUUCGAAUACACACACUCCAUCGUGUUGGACUUGCUCCGUCAUACGCAGCAGCUGGAUCGCAAGACAGGAUCCGCAACGGCGUUGGUCGUCGGGUCUUCUUCGUCGUCUACAUCCUCCUCCUCCGCCACUGCAGCAGCAGCGGCAGCCGCGAACAACUUCUUCCAGCCUGAUGUACUACAGCCGACGCGAAUGUGCAUGGCCAUUCGCGCUAUUGCUCUGUCCUUGCAUGUCUACGUGUCUGGCGAGGCGUCGGCGCUCCCCGGUGGGGAGCGGCCUUCCAUUGAAGACAUGGCAUCGGAGCCGUUGAAAACAAUUCCCUAUCCUAGUGCCGAUGUCGAGCGUGCAUAUACACAGUUUUUCUCGGUCUCUACGCAGAUUGCCCUGCACUGUGACUAUCUUGUCAAGGACUUGACGGUACUGGACGACCAAGUGCCUUUAGCCCGUGGUACCAAUGUGCCCAUACUGCAUGGCGAGCGAGCGCUUCAAGACGCCGAGAACUACGAAGUUCGAGCGCACGCAAAUGGCGCAUUCACCGUUGCCUAUGCUCGUGAGCACCAGCCACAUCUCGAGCUUUUGCGCACAUGUAUCGAGACGUGGCCUCGUUGCAUGUCCAGCACCGCCAGCAAGUCGACGUGCCAGGCGCUCUUGUUCCGUGGCCUUUUUAGCGUUGAGCCCAGCGUACAGCGAGCGAGUGCCGCGGCACUCAUGCGUUUUGCUAGGGGCCAAGAUGGGGCACAAGUCAUACUUCGUGCGUUCUUGCAGUGGUUCUUCCGCAAGGACGGCGUUGUAUGGGAGCUGCAGUCGCAUGCAGACGUUCUAGUAUCCCAAUUUGCUCAUGUGACAGACCUUGUUGCCGACUUGUUGGCUCUGUUCUUAUCCCAAAGUGAGGAUGCGCUGUCUCAUGAUACAUUCCGCGAGUUUACCGCUGGCGCUUUGCUUUUUCUGUGUCUUCCCAGCGCAGCACUUCGACGACAUGUGAUCGAGCUCCUGCUGCAGGCGAGUCUCUCGUCUGUAAGCACCGCUACGCCCGCAGCCGAAUCUCGUGCAACUGCGAAAUUCCCCGAUACCGCGCCACCGCCGGACGCAGCAGCUGUGCUCACAUGCGGUGAGCUCUUCGCGCGCCCUUGUACAUGUUUCCUGCACGAAGACCAUCCCGAGCUGUCGGCGUCGCAGCGAGCGCGGAUUGCGAAAUGGCGCAGCACGGGCGAUGCUUACCCGCUUAGCCGCCUGGCAAGCUCCGGUGAGCAUUGUUCGUUGUGGCGUAUGGCUUUGCCCAACGUGCUUCGAGAGAUUGUAAGCACGGCGCCUCGUUUGGCCAUGCAAUUGUAUCAUCUCUUACUUGGCGCUGUCCAGUGCCUCGAACCGAGUAUCGCGACGAUCGCACAUUUGCGCAAAAGCGCUGCGCGUGUCCCCCCGACGCUUACGUUUGUCCGCAGCACAUGGCGCAUGUACAUUCUUACGCUGUGUACAGUCGGCAUCCAAAGUACUAAGCAUGUGGCACUUCUUGUGCCGUACCUGGGGUGUGAGGAUGUCGACUUGCAAGAUGCCGCUGCCGAUGCACUGAGCCACGUGCACGAACAUGCAUACUCGAGUCUUGUAACAGCCCUAGCGCCGCUUUUCGACAAUCCAUUGUGGCCAGUGCGCCUCAGCAUUGGCCGCAUUCUCGCGAGUACAGCCUCUAUGCUCCCGUGCCCCUCCGUCGAGCCGAUUUUGCUGUCAUGGCUUCAUCAGACACUCCACGUGCUCCAAUUAGACUUGGCACCCGACGUUCAUGUGUAUCAGUUACGGCGCUUCUUUUGUGUACUCCUUGCCUCGUUCUACCAGUCUCUUGGGGUCGAGUCAUCGCAGCACGCAUUCCCCCUCGAGCUGCGCAUGCGCUUGCUCGUUGUCUUGCACGACUGGCACUCAUUGCAAGAUGCAUCACGACUCGCUGCGCAGCUAUCCGCGGCUGUCGAGCGGUCCGCGGCUGGGCCGAAAGAUAAGGUUAUCGUCUCGUUGCGCCACGAACUCCAUCUACUCGCGCGACACGCCGAGCUCGCGAUGGCCGCUUUGUGUGCUGGUCCCAUUGAUGACACACCUUCCAUGCACGGCCCUACUAUCCUGGGGUGGUUGUGUGACAUGCUAGCGGCCCCAUCCGCAUCGUCCCGCGAGACAGCUCAACGCGGGUUGCAUGCGCUCCUCGAGCAUAACCUGACGCAUGUCCCGCUGCUCCGCGCUCUAGUAACGCAAUGCUACCGGGACUUGGCGCACACACAAGCCUCACGCACAGUGUUUCUCGUGCUCGUUGAUGCAUGGUUGAAGCUUCAACCUCUCGAGUCCCAGACGCACCUCGCUGAAGCUCAGAUCAUGUGCGUCGCUCUGUGCAUGCUAGCCCAUCGAGAUGUGCAGAUCCGCGUUGGUGCACUGCGUAUUCUUGAGGCAUAUGCAGAGCGUCAGCACGUGUCUGUGUCGUUCGCAUCGAUGGCGCCACGUGUCCGCUCGUCGCAGGCAGCCUCAUACCUCGAGGCACAGCGCUGGAUUAGCUACCACCUCUCUUUGGGCCACGUCUCGUCAAGCACGAGCGCUUGCGUUCUUGCUGAGCUGACGCAGCACAUGGAACACAUUCCUCAGGCGUUUCAUCAGCAAGUUCUCUCGCUUCUUCCUGCUUGGCUAUCUGCGAUUCAAUUCGAGCCUGAAAGCAUCGAACAUGUGCAUCUCGUGUCGCUCACGCAUAUGUUUGGCGUGACGCAUCCUCUGGCCGUUCGCGCAUUGUGGCAAGCUGUGGAUAUUACACCCUCCGGCGCGCGAAUGCUUCUGCACUUUCUGCAGUCACGCGCUCUUUACUACCGCAGUGUCGAGUUCAUCGAGCUUGCUCGCAUGAUCAUAUCGAGUCUUGCUUCGUCGGCAGCGCAGAGCCUGCAAUAUGCGUUGUAUGAGACACUUAGUCCACAUGCCAUGAUCCCCUUUGUGCCUGAACCGGCUACUAUGCUGCCAUUCUCACUUGAUGCGUGGUUGCCACCACCUGGGACGGACCUCAUGCCCCUCCCGCGUGCGCUCACGACGCUCCUGUUUCUCAGUGAGUGUGUGUCCGCCACUUUGCUUCGUCGCGAGCAUUUGCCUGUCGUGCUUCAUGCGCUAUGCAUGUACACGGACGGAUUGCCACCUUCGCUGCAUACUAGCGUUGUGCGAGCGGCUGAGCAGAUCUUGUGUGUGCUCGCAACCCAAGGCCUCGACUCCGCCGCGCCGCCCCCCGCCUACCUUCGAGCUAUGCAUGCCGCCUUCUCGAUGAAGCGGGCGGACCACGUUGCAUUGGACGACAUGCAAGUGCCGAAAAAAAUGACGGCUCUCGUCGAUGCUCUGGCCAAGUUGGCCGCUCCGCAUGUGCCGGCGAUUCGCGAUCUCUGGAGCGAAGUAGCCUUGCAAUGGUCAACCAAUGCACCAAACAGGCGUAUGGCAUGUCGAUCUUUGCAGAUUAUGCGAGCCUUGCGCCCAACGUAUCCAGCGCUGACGGUACCAAAUCUUGUGGCACGUCUUGCUGACACUCUUGCGCUGUCGGACGCCAUACCAUACACGCUCGAGGUGCUUAACACGUUGGAAGCUCUGCUGGCAACAGCCACUGCGGACGUGCUCCCGCCCAUCUACUGGACAGUCGUCGCAUGUGCCGGGACAGCGUUGGAGCCGGUUUUUUCUGCGAGUCUGUCGCUCUUGCACACAUGGUUUGAUCAAGUCAACAUGGACGCCGAAACGUGCGAUGCACUUUGGACGUCGCGCCCCUCAUCCUGGGACUUGGACGCUCCCACUCUGCAGUGCAUGGUCGUGCGUGGUUUGCGGAUUGCACGCACUGACACCACUGUGCUGCAUCUGCUCGUUCGCCUUGCACACGUGCCGUGGUGCGAACUGAUCGAUUCGUCGCCUGAAGACCGUGUUCUUACCUUGCUCACGGCCGCGCUGCCAUGGUGCAUGCAGACGUGUGAUGCUGGAAAAAGCCCCGCACACGGCGCAGUUGUCACACAGCUGGCUGAUGCAUUGACACUCCUGGCAAACGAUGCUCAGCGAUCCGACAUAGCACGGAUCACAACGUCCAUCGCUCGAGCGCGCUUCCGCCGUGCUGACGAUCUUGUACGACAGGCGGCGACGUCACUUGCGCUUGGGUGCACGAAGCCACGUGCAGUGCACAUCGUCUCGAUGCUUAUUCUGACGCUAUACCAUGAAUCGGUAGAUGUAUGUCGUGCAACGCUGCUUGCUCUCGUGCCGUGUCUCCAAGCCUUGCACGCACAGGGAAGCAUUUCUACGUUGAUGCCUGACAUUCCGCUGGAGCCUCUCGUGCGCUUGUUGCGCACGCCGCUCGCUUCACUGGCUCUGGAGGUGCUUCAUUCUCCAUUGCUUGUUGAUGAAGCGCCGAGGUCUAUGCUCCAAGCAUGCGGCUGGGCUGGCCCCUUAGCAUCACUCGAUACCAAGUACGCAUGUACGAACAUACGGGCUGUGUCUCGUGCAUGGGAAGCACCAGAGACAGAACGCGGGCUUGCAUUUAUGCUGGACGAAGGAGACCUGCCAGAGACAGAGCUCGAUGCGCUUACAAGUCAGCUGGACGAUCUAGCCAGCUUUUUUGUACAGGAUAGCACGGAUAUUCCACCACCCGAUCCCCCGUCUCCGCAAUCCUUUCAAGUGGCGCAGAUCCUCUCUCGGUCCACUUACUCGCAACGCGACUCUUUCUCGCCUGUGCCGCCGGCAAACUUGACUACUCCUCCCGCUGCCGCGGCUUGGGACGACGCCUCAUGGGACAUGACUUCUAGACGUCGGAGUCUUGGCAGUGACACGUCGCGCGUAUUUACUCCGUCUACUUCAGCAACGUCCAGAGUGCCUUCACCCCCAUCCACUCCGCCUAUUGGCAUGGGCGUUGACUCUGUUCCUGACGCUGGAGAGCCAUUUUUUUCUUCUACGACAGACACCAUGUCAUCGGUACGAAUGCAGGAUCACAUCUACGAAUACGGGCACAAUUCGGAGGACGAACAAACACCUAGUUCAUAA
Messenger RNA from Malassezia globosa CBS 7966, 7197 nucleotides. RefSeq lists its product as uncharacterized. Gene Ontology annotation, cellular component: site of polarized growth; cell cortex. The record is from RefSeq and is a predicted model, not a curated record. Gene Ontology annotation, biological process: cell morphogenesis. The transcript has a single exon. Bases 1 to 7197 code for a protein of 2398 amino acids. NCBI's taxonomy places the organism in Eukaryota, Fungi, Basidiomycota, Malasseziomycetes, Malasseziales, Malasseziaceae.